AAACAAGACCUAAUCGUCAUCAAUCUCUGUUCAUACUUAACUCGAACUUUCACCAAUUUAGAAAGACAUUUCCAGUCUUCCAAACCCCAUAAAUUUUACCUUCUUUCUUAUCUCUCUCUCUCUCUUCUUUCUCUCUCUACAUUCUUUACUAAAAACCCUUUUCCCAAAAACAAAAUCCCAAGAUAAAUCACACGCAUGAUCUCUUAAACCCACUUGUAAUAAUCUCAAUAUGUAUUCAUGAUCUAUACCCUCUCUCCCCGGAGAGUCGGCGACCGGCGACAAUGGGUUGUCUCAUAUCUCAUCUUGCAGCAAAGUUUGCAUUUUUCCCACCAAAUCCGGCGACAUACGCCGUAAAAAAACAUGAAGACGGCAGCUUUACGGCGGUUUCAACCACAUCUCCGGCGACUGUUCCGAUCGGAGACGACGGAAACCUAUUAGAUGUUCUUAUGUUGAAUACUAAGAGAGGAAAUCAAAUAGUGGCGUUUUAUCUUCGAAAUCCGUACGCAAGACUUACCGUUGUGUAUUCUCAUGGAAAUGCAGCUGAUCUUGGUCAACUUUAUGACCUGUUUGUUCAACUUAAGGCAAAUCUAAGAGUUAAUUUAAUUGGAUAUGAUUAUUCUGGGUAUGGAGCUUCAACAGGAAAGCCGAGCGAAGUGGAUACUUAUGCCGACAUAGAAGCAGUAUACGAAUGCUUGGAAACUGAUUACGGAAUAAGUCAGGAAGACAUAAUUCUUUAUGGACAAUCUGUUGGAAGUGGACCAACAUUGCAUUUAGCUGCUAAGUUGCCAAGAUUGAGAGGCGUUGUUCUUCACAGUGGCAUCCUUUCUGGUCUUCGUGUAGUCUGCCAUGUCAAGUUCUCGUUUUGCUUCGACAUUUAUAAGAAUAUUUACAAAAUUCAGAAAGUGAAGUGCCCUGUAUUGGUGAUACAUGGUACAGAAGACGAUGUAGUGAACUGGUUACAUGGCGAUGGACUAUGGUCAUUAUCUCGCGACCCAUAUGAGCCCUUAUGGAUAAAAGGAGGCGGUCACUGCAACUUGGAGCUAUACCCGGAUUACAUUCGCCAUCUUUGCAAGUUCAUAGCAGAAAUGGAAAACGUAACGACAGAAACUCAUCUUCGAAAGUCCAAACAAGGUCUUAAUAUUCAGAAAAAUAAGUGUAAGAACAAAAAAUGGUGCUGCUUCUGCAGCUGCAGCUGUAAGAUUAAGCUUUGGAAACCAAAAUUUCCAAAGUGCCUUAAGUUGAGCUGCUGUUGUCAACUGAAAUUCCCAAAAUGGCCUUGUGGAUGGCCAAAAUGUAACUGUAAGUACCCGAAAUGCUCGAGCUUAUGCUUCAACUGCACGAUUAAAUGCCCGAGUUUAUGCGUUAACUGCACGUUUAAAUGCCCUUCUUGUUGGAAACCGGGCUGCUUAAGGUGUCUCUGCUAGUAAUAGUGAGAAUUUGUGGGGGUAUACUUGCAUUGUUUUUCUAUAUGUAUAGAUUCUUCCUAAGACCUUAGCUGACAUGUUUUUUUUAUAAUGUGAAGAACAUAAGACUGUCCAUUCAAUUUCCUGGUUUAAUUAGUUGUUUGAUAA
Molecule: messenger RNA, 1571 nt
Organism: Impatiens glandulifera
Lineage: Eukaryota; Viridiplantae; Streptophyta; Magnoliopsida; Ericales; Balsaminaceae
Product: alpha/beta hydrolase domain-containing protein 17B-like
Exons: 5
Coding region: 282-1424 (380 amino acids)
Source: RefSeq, a predicted model, not a curated record